Branchiostoma floridae (Florida lancelet) is the source of this 982-nucleotide messenger RNA. Its product is annotated as cyclic nucleotide-binding domain-containing protein 2-like. NCBI's taxonomy places the organism in Eukaryota, Metazoa, Chordata, Leptocardii, Amphioxiformes, Branchiostomatidae. The record is from RefSeq and is a predicted model, not a curated record. The coding region runs from base 116 to 982 and encodes 288 amino acids. The transcript is spliced from 12 exons.
CUGAGUUGCAUCUAUCUCCACCAUAUAGGACGUGGUCCCCACCCGAGUAAAGGACCUGCUGAGGAAACCGGCCAAAGAUCGGACUGAGGAGGAGGCGGACACGAUCGUCCGCACGAUGCAAAAGAUGCCCGACUUCGCGCUCUUCCCGUUCGAGAUCCAGAAACAGCUGUGCCAGGUGGCCUGGUACGACAGUUUCGGGACCGGCCGUGUGAUAAUCCGGGAGGGUCACGCGGCGGACGGCUUCUACUUCGUCUUGUCAGGACGACUUGUGGAGAGCUACGCUGCAGAGGACGAAGCCAACACGGUUCUCCGGCACGGUAUGAAGUUUGGGGAACGAGAGCUGCUGACGAGAACCAAACGAAAGUCUACGGUACUGACCCAGGAGAGAACGGAGCUGUUCUGUGUGCACGUGCAGGAUUACGUUAGAAUAUUCAACCUACAAGAAGACAUGGAGACAGCCAACUUGGAUAUUUGCAGGCAUCUUUCAGUCUUCAAACUCUGGCCGAUCGAAAAGUUAGAGGAACAUCCGGACGCCUGGACGAUGCAGAACUAUCAACCGGGGUUCGUCAUCGUGCCCGACAGUAAAAGGUGUGACUGGAUCUACGUCGUCAAGACGGGCCAGUGUAAGGUGCUGAAGAGAAUGACGCCUAACGAAGGUUGGACGGUGGACCAGCGGCAGGAAAACAGACUUCUGUACAGCCGGGAGAUGAGCCGGGCGCACCAGGAGAGGAAAGAACUCAUCACGGCACAGGGGGACCGGGAGAAAGAUAACCGCGCGUUGAUCAGCGUGCUAUGGCGGAACGUGAGAAAAUCGAGAACUCCGAUCUCAGGGAUCCAGUCGUCACGCCUGGACAACAGACACGACAACAAGGAAAAGGGCCCGACUCGAAUGCAACUCGGGUCGCGGAUUUUCGACCCGGACCCUUCCAAACCGGUCUUCGUGGUGCUGGACGUGCUAGGACCAGGGCAGUGCUUCGUAUGA